AACUUUCCAUCUGCCCUGUGAGAUAUUGCAUACCGGUAUUUUCCGGAAUUGUCUAAAGUCAUUAACAUCUGGCUAAUUUGACAAGGAAGAUAUCUGGCCUUGCCAGAUUAUAAAAAAGCGAGUGUACAUGUGCGUAUACGUGACGAAACGAGCUGACGUUAAACUCCGCCCAUAUGUUGUUGUUCCACCGUCACGUGACAUACAUGCUAUUUUUAGCCAGAAUAAGUUCUGAAAACACAAAACACUGUAUGCUCUCGGUCUGUAGUCGUGUACGAUGUAUUACAAAAUGCAUUUUGUCUGAGAUUACAGUAAAUUUACAACAUUUCAGAAUAUUACUUUGAAAGUUGAAAGCGGAAGUUGUUUUCGCAGUAUUUCUUCUUGACACUGACCGGGGAUGAACCGUCUCCCUCCCUCACGGUAAUUAAAGAUGGAAUCACGACAAAACCUGUCCGAACCAGCAGUCGGUGCUGAGCAGGAGGCUAUACCGAGUCCCGUGGAUGUCGACACCGCAGUGUUGCUGCUGGGAGCGGGAGUAACAGCCAUCACACACCCGCUGCUCUAUGUGAAGCUGCUAAUACAGGUGGGUCAUGAACCUCUUCCCCCAAGUGUGGGCACCACUAUGUUUGGACGAAGAGUCUUAUACCUGCCUGGCUUCUUCUCCUAUGCGCAGUACAUUGUGAAAGUGGAUGGAAAGAGAGGACUCUUUCGUGGCCUCUCGCCUCGCCUUGUGUCCAGUGCCAUCUCCACUGUGGUCAGGAGCAAAGUUAAACAGCAGGUGGAGCUUCUGUCCAAGAGGGAUGACAUUCAGACUUCACUCAGGAAGGUGGUCCAAGAGACCUCACAUGAGAUGAUCAUCCAGUGUCUGUCCAGACUAGCCACUCAUCCUUUCCAUGUGAUGUCAGUGCGGUGUAUGGCCCAGUUUGUUGGCAGAGAGGUCACAUACAGUGGGAUGUUCACUUCUGUUAUCAAGAUUUUUAAGGAGGAAGGAAUUGCUGGAUUCUAUGUUGGUCUCAUACCCCACGUGGUGGGAGAGGUUCUCUUCCUGUGGUGUUGUAACCUCCUGGCUCACUUUAUUAACACCUACGCUGUGGACGACAGUUUCAGUCAGGCCUCAGCAAUAAGAAGCUACACUAAGUUUGUGAUGGGGAUUGCAGUGAGUGUUCUGACGUAUCCAUUCAUGCUGGUGGCUGAUCUUAUGGCGGUCAACAACUGUGGCUGCGGGUCUUCCUCCUCACUCGCCCGUCUUUAAGUCCUGGCUGCACUGCUGGAAUCACCUGAACCACAAGGGCCACCUCUUCAGAGGAUCCAGCUUCUUUUUCCGCCGGGUGCCUGUGACCUCCCUGCCUUACAUCGAGGACUGACGUCAUUAUCAUCAUCGGCACCUGUGGGGAUGUUCCUUCCCCACCUAAACAUCUCCACCUGUCGGACUUUGCUGCUGCCAUCCACAUGUAGCAGAAGCAGCAGAUGCACAGCUCACGGAGUGCCAAUGAACUUUUCUUCACAGGAGCUGCAGUUCAGUCCCGUGGUUCUGGGGGGACGGAAUCUGUUCGGGUCAGCUCAGAAACUGUGGGGCAGUGUUUUGUUCCAGAGUGAAAUAACCAAACUUAUAUACGCUACGACUACGGCUCCUUCUCCAUAGCGACGGCUGCUGAGGCUCAUGGGUGCUGAAGUGACUAAUGCUGUCACACAAACCAAACUGAGAGAAACAUCCUGAUCUGUUCAUGGUCAUAGCUUGCAUCUGUAUAGUGUCAUUGAGUGUUCUUUGUGGAGGGACACUGAAUUACCAAGCAAUUCCCUACCCACACCCAUUUUUACACAACACAUGGAUGUUAGCCAUUGAUUUCCCUUAAUUUUCUUAGAUUUUAAAGGUUCAAUUUGUAAGAUAUGGCCAGAAUUUUAGUAUAAAGCAUUUUAGAAAUUAUUAACAUUACCAAGAGAAUUGAAGAAGCGACAGUGUUGUGCAGAGACGACCUGUGUAUUUUAAGUUAGCACGCUAACCAGCUAGCAUCUGGAGGCCAAUAGCCCCCUUAUUUUCAUCUGGGAGAUCAGAAUCAGAAAUCAGAAUUCCUUUAUUUAUCCCUGAAGGGAAAUUCUUAUGGAUGGAUGGAUACAAGCAGCAAGUUUGCUAAGUCUCACAAGCUCUUUUAGUCUAAUAAGUAAGCAAAACAAACUCUCAUGUCGAGGAAGUAAAUGCUGUUUCACCUAUUUUCCUUACUGAACAGAAAAAUUCAGCUGUACACCCUCUGAAUUCAAAUCAGUUCAGUUCAUUGAAUUCAAUGCUCUGUUUCACCAAACAAAGAUGAAUUUAAUUAUGUAGUUAACUAACCAUAAAAUGCUCUUUAAACUUAGCUGAGAUGUAAUGAGCCAUCAUAGUGAGCGUCAGGUUUGCACUGCUUUCUGUCAAGUUACAUUAUCGAUGUUCGCUGGCUUGGAUUGCACAUGUGUCAGGAGUGUCAUGAGUCACUUGACUUUUAUAUCAUUACAGAAAUGAGUGGCUGCCUGAAGUGGCAGUAACCCCCCCCCCAAAAUCAAUCGUGAAAGUAAUUUGUAGAUAAGUAGCUAAAAUUUUCCUUCAACAGUUCACAGGUAUUUUUGUUCAACUGUGGAACAUUUUUGCUGAACGGCAUCUGCUGUUGCUACAAAUGGAAAUUACAGGAUAACAAAACAUUGAUUUUGUAAGCAAGCUAGUUGACGUCAAAGCUAGGUGACCUGACCGAGAGACAGUGGAAUCAAACGUGUCCAACUGCAGACCCCAGGUCAGCAAUCCAACGGAACGAGCUUAAAUUUGCAUAAAGACAAAUAGGUUUACCUUUUGCCGUCUCUCUUUACACAUCCUGGCAUCAAAACUCGUACACAACACACAGACAGUGAAAAUGUAUUUAACUCGCUUCCCCACAGGAUGAGAAGGUAACAGCACCCAAAUGAAAUGAAAUUGAAUCCACACAGAGUUAAAUAUUGAGAUCCCGCGAGGGAAAGAUAUUUCAAACUGACGUCCAUCUUAAUGCUAAUGAAAAACUUCGUCAGUCAGCUGAUGUGCUGUUAAAGAUUAGCUUUUAGUAUCUGGUGAGUUUAUGUUUGUCCACAAAUCUUUAACUUUGUUGUUAGCUUCUGCAACAAGCUAACCAAUUUCAAAAAAUUGGAAGAUGCAAAUCCUAUUCCACCUAUAUAUCAGCUGAACAGAAUACCAAAAAAAAAAAAGAUAUUUAAAGUUAAAGUAUUUUUGGAAAUGCACACUCAUUCGGAAUUUGAGAAUCAGCGUGUAUUUCGGGUUUGUUUUGUCUGUUUAGCUGAUAAGUGUUUCUUUGGCAUUUAACGCACUAAAGGAAAACCAUGCAGGUUUCUGUUACCUGACAAACAACGUGACCUUACUUAAAGGUGUGAAGAGAGAAGUUCUUUAGAAGGGGGGUGGGAGAACAUGAGGUUGUUAACUGAAACGACACACCUCACCUCAGCCCACUUUCAAGCUCUCUGCUCUCUAAUCUGGACCCUCCGCAGACCACAAAGCAGGAAGAACAAACUUAGUGACUUCUUGUUUUACCGUCAUGAUAAAACCAUUGAUAAGGAUGUAUGUGACACACGGAAAUGCGGUGUAACAGUAACACAAGCAGAGUCACAAACUCUCUGCACCGACUGUCAUAAACUUGUGGUCAUGGCAGAGCGAGUUUUAUUGUUGUCACAUUUUACAUUUCGAAGAUUGCGCCGUUUUAUGUCUUCAUUCAAAAGUCAAAAGAUUUAAACUUAAAGCUAUCAUCUAAAAUACUGACCUGCAGUGGAUAAAAGAUUGCAACCAGGUGACCCCCCCCCUUGCUCUAAACAAAUAUUAAAAUAAGUAUUAACAGAAUAAGUUUUAAGGUCCUUUAAGGUCCUGUCAGGUCUCCCUCCACUUGUGACUUUCAGCCUGUUAUUACCAGUAAUUCCCCUCUCAUCCACACCAGUGACUGUCCUCCAUCUGCCAUUAAGUGUCAUUCCUUUGGAGCCGCAUGAGGCUUGGACCAUACACGACACAAAGCAGCUGAAGUAGCUACAGGUUCUGCUGUUUCUUUGCUGUAUAGGGCAACCGUUGUGUCUGGUUUUGCUGAAACUAACAAAAAGUAUAAAAGCAUGUAUAAGCAUGUAUGCUUUAAGUGACUGCUCAGGAGGGGCCUGAGAAGCAUGACGAGGUGCUCACCUGGCCUCCAAACUGAAAUCUAGUUUCAAAUCAAGCAUCUGUGGGAUGUGUCAGAACAUUUCCAGUCGAUGGAGGUGUCCUGUGGUGUCUGGCACCGGGGGCAGUAACGGCUGAUCCUUUGUGUUCUGUUAACUUUCUGUAAAAUGUGUGUGUGUGUGUGUGUGUGUGUAGAUGUAGGAAUUGGCUGCAUAGAUGUACAGUAAUAUAUGUCUAAACAUUACAAUUUUAUUUCCUUCCAUCAUACCCAGUCUGUGUUGUGUUUAAAUCUUUUGCCAGAGAACUCUUUUAAAAGCCAUACACACACACACACACACACGUCCUUGUUGGAUCAUGUGUCUGUCACCUGAACUGAAGGCCGACCACUGGCGUUCAUGUGAGUGAUGAAUGAAUCACGUUCACACUCUGACUCUGGUGAAGUCCCUGCUGCUAGGCUGUCAUUUGUGUUUUUAUUCAUGUAACUGUUCUGAUUGUUGCAUUUGUUUGUCCGCCCUCAGUUGUUAAGACAAUAAAAUCUUUGCUACUCA
This is a messenger RNA of Scatophagus argus, 4692 nucleotides long. RefSeq names its product mitochondrial carrier homolog 1-like. Bases 428 to 1249 code for a protein of 273 amino acids. NCBI's taxonomy places the organism in Eukaryota, Metazoa, Chordata, Actinopteri, Scatophagidae. Gene Ontology annotation, cellular component: mitochondrion; membrane. Gene Ontology annotation, biological process: positive regulation of apoptotic process. The transcript is spliced from 12 exons. The record is from RefSeq and is a predicted model, not a curated record.